CCUCAAGUCAAGCUGCAAAAGAAGAACAACGAAGCGACAAGAAAAAAAAAAAGACAAGAAAAACACGAAAGAAUAUAGUCUAAAAAGAAAGAAGCAGUGCUAAUCAUCAUGGCGCCACCGCCUCCCCAAGACACAGACUCGCUGGGUGAGGCCGCGGAGAACCCGGCCGAGACCAAGACAUCGCACGGGGAGGUGGAAGAGGGGGAAGAAAAGGAAGAGGAAAGAAAGGAAGAAGAGGCACAAGAGGAAAAAGAGCAAAGUGAAGAAGAGAGAGAGGAAGAAGAAGAAGAAGAAGACGGAGAAGUGACACAAUCGCAACAAGCCGACAGCAGAAACCCAAGCACAGAAUCUCACCCUCAACCAGAGAACACAACAAAAAAGGAAGAAGAACAACAAGAAGGACAGCAAGAAGCACCUCCGCUCCCAGACGAAGAGCUCCCCCCGCCCCUCCCGACCGAGAACCCCCCCUCCCACGAAGACGACGGCUGGGAACCCGUCUGGGAACCCUCUGCACAAGCCUUCUACUUCUAUAACCGCUUCUCAGGCGCCUCACAGUGGGACAACCCGCGCGUGCCGGACCCCACCACCUCCGCCCCAGGCGACGCUGCCGGCGAUGGCCCUGCUGCUGCUGCUGCGUCCCCGCCCGCUCCCGCAGCCGUGCUGGGAGGCUACAACCCCGCCAUCCACGGCGACUACGACCCGACGGCGCCGUACGCGCAGCAGUACGAGCAGCCCGGCCAGGAUGCGCAGGCCGCCGCUGCCGCUGCUGCUGCUGCAGCAGCAGCUGCGGGCGGGGCGGACUACGCGGCGCUCGGGACGUUCAACCGGUUUACGGGGCAGUGGCAGACGGCGGAGCAGAACCCGGAGCGGCACAAUGAUGAGAAUAAGUCGCGGCGGCAGAUGGGGGCGUACUUUGAUGUCGAUGCGGCGGCCAAUUCGCAUGAUGGGCGGAGUCUGCGUGCGGAGCGGAGUGCCAAGAAGUUGAGUCGGAAGGAGCUGAAGAUGUUCAAGGAGAAGCGGAAGGAGAAGAAGGAGGAGAAGCGACGAGCUUGGCUGCGGGAUUGAUCAUGAUACCUUUUCUUCUUUAUUGCUGUUUCUUGUCUAUCGGCGCUGUACCGUAAUAUAUAACUGGGUUGCAUGGGUUUAGAAGUGGGGAUGAUUGUAUUAUCUAUCAAUACGAAG
Messenger RNA from Aspergillus campestris IBT 28561, 1182 nucleotides. Its product is annotated as WW domain-containing protein. The record is from RefSeq and is a predicted model, not a curated record. The coding region runs from base 109 to 1065 and encodes 318 amino acids. Gene Ontology annotation, molecular function: protein binding. NCBI's taxonomy places the organism in Eukaryota, Fungi, Ascomycota, Eurotiomycetes, Eurotiales, Aspergillaceae. The transcript has a single exon.